AUGGGCUCCAUCAGUGCAGCAAGCGGGGAAUUUUGUCUUGACAUAUUCAAGGAGCUGAAAGUCCAGCAUGUCAAUGAAAACAUCUUCUACUCCCCUAUGGUCAUCGUUUCAGCUCUAUCCCUGGUCUACCUGGGUGCAAGAGAAAACACCAGGGCUCAAAUAGAUAAGGUUAUACCUUUUGAUAAAAUCACAGGAUCUUCAGAGGCUGUUGAAUCUCAGUGUGGCACACCUGUAGGCGCCCACAUUUCACUUAAAGACGUCUUCGCCCAAAUCGCCAAACGAAGUGACAAUUAUUCACUCAGCUUUGUCAAUAGACUUUAUGCUGAAGAGACAUACCCAAUCCUUCCGGAAUACUUGCAAUGUGUAAAGGAACUGUAUAAAGGAGGUUUGGAAACUAUCAGCUUUCAAACAGCUGCAGAUCAAGCCAGAGAGAUCAUCAAUUCCUGGGUUGAAAGUCAGACAGAUGGAAAAAUAAAAAAUAUUCUUCAACCAAGCUCUGUGGAUCCCCAGACCAAAAUGGUCCUUGUCAGUGCCAUUUACUUCAAAGGAUUGUGGGAGAAAUCUUUUAAGGAUGAAGACACCCAGGCAGUGCCAUUCAGAGUCACUGAGCAAGAAAGCAAGCCUGUGCAGAUGAUGUAUCAGAUUGGUUCAUUUAAAGUGGCAGCUAUAGCUGCAGAGAAAAUUAAGAUCCUGGAGCUUCCAUAUGCCAGCGAGCAGCUGAGCAUGUUGGUGCUGUUGCCUGAUGAUGUCUCUGGCCUGGAGCAGCUUGAGAAGAAAAUCAGCUAUGAAAAACUCACGGAGUGGACCAGUUCUAGUGUGAUGGAGGAGAAGAAAAUUAAAGUGUAUCUCCCCCGCAUGAAGAUUGAAGAAAAAUAUAACCUUACAUCUAUCUUAAUGAGCUUGGGUAUCACCGACCUGUUCAGCUCAUCAGCCAAUCUCUCUGGCAUCUCCUCAACAAAGAGCCUGAAAAUGUCUGAAGCUGUCCAUGAGGCAUCUGUGGAAAUCUAUGAAGCAGGCAGUGAGGCGUCAGGCAUAACAGGAGAUGGGAUGGAAGCUACAAGUGUCUUUGGAGAGUUUAAGGUUGACCACCCUUUCCUCUUCAUGAUCAAGCACAAACCAACCAACAGCAUCCUCUUCUUUGGCAGAUGCAUUUCCCCUUAA
Molecule: messenger RNA, 1161 nt
Organism: Apaloderma vittatum (bar-tailed trogon)
Lineage: Eukaryota; Metazoa; Chordata; Aves; Trogoniformes; Trogonidae
Product: ovalbumin-like
Exons: 7
Coding region: 1-1161 (386 amino acids)
Biological process (GO): negative regulation of endopeptidase activity
Molecular function (GO): serine-type endopeptidase inhibitor activity
Source: RefSeq, a predicted model, not a curated record